AUGGCUGCUCUACAAGACAACUCCGCGUUACUACAAGAGAUCCUAGCCUCUGUACGGUCACUCAAGCAAGACCAACAGCAGCUUGCCGAUACUGUCGAUGCUAUUAAUGGUCGUGUCAACGUACUUGCCGGGCUCAAGCAGUCUCACGAAGGUAUCAUCCACGAUGCGUCUGCUCCAAGCCCUAGAAUGCAGGCUCAGCCGUACCUUCUAGGCAGUCCGCGAAUACCGCCACACGGUCAUCAUUCUCGCGAGAGCGUAAGCUCAAGCGAUGGCUUCAGCAAAGACAAGGAAUCAAAUGGCCAUGCAUUGUCGACGUCGCCACCUCCCAGAAGACCUAGCACUACUUUGUCCAAGAUUGUGAUCACCACCCAUCCCGGUCAAGCAGGAGUGGACCCUCUACCUAUGGACUGGGGCAAUUCAGACUCGCAAAAGCGUGGGCCUGUCGUCGUAGCACGCAGCCCAAGCACGAUCCGACGACGCAACGCUAUCGGGGCUCAUGGUGGCUCGUACAGCAUAUAUUACGCCCUGGCCGUAGCCUCACAGCAGCUGAACACAGACCAUAAACCAGAUUACACAAACACUGAGCCGGCCGCCAAUAUCUCCCCAAAUCCGACUUGGUUCAAUCCAAAAAAGAUUGUCGCCAUGGAUCCACUUGGUCAUCUGGCACCCUGGGUUUUCAAAGAUAUCAUCGACACCGAGAACGUCGAGAUCCGUCCGACGAUAGCAGUCACAAGAGCCCACAUGAAGAUCCCCGAGCUCGAAGAAAGCGUCCGCAAAGGCCGUCUAGUGCCAGACGGUAAAAUCUGUCUUAACGACAUCGGCGAGCUAAGUGUGACCAAAGUCGCCGUCGAGCCGGUCUGGUACCUCCCAGGCGUAGCCGAGCGCUUCGGCAUCGACGAAGGCGUCCUGCGACGCUCGCUCUUCGAGAAUACAGGCGGCAGCUACCCCGAGCUCAUCACCCGCAGCGACAUCAAGCUCUUCAUGCCACCGAUUGGUGGCCUAACAGUCUACUGUUUCGGCGACCCAGCCAAAAUGGCCGAUGCCAAGGUCAAGCUCUCUCUACGUGUCCACGACGAAUGCAACGGCUCCGACGUCUUCGGCUCGGACAUCUGCACCUGCCGGCCUUACCUAAUUUUCGGCAUCGAGGAAGCAGUGAAAGAAGCUCAACGCGGCGGAAGCGGAGUCGUGAUCUACUUCCGCAAAGAAGGUCGUGCCUUGGGCGAAGUGACAAAAUACCUCGUCUACAAUGCUCGCAAACGCGGCAGUGACAAGGCGAGCGAGUAUUUUAAGCGGACGGAGAAUAUUGCAGGAGUGAAAGAUAUGAGGUUCCAGGCGUUGAUGCCGGAUAUUCUGCAUUGGUUGGGGAUUACAAAGAUUGAUCGGAUGUUGAGUAUGAGUGAUAUGAAGCAUGAUGCUAUUGUAGAUCAGGGGAUCCCGAUCCUGGAGAGGGUGCCGAUUCCGGAUGAGAUGAUUCCUGAGGACUCCAGGGUGGAGAUUGAUGCUAAGAUUCAUGCUGGGUAUUUCACGACGGGCAAGGUGAUGACAAUAGAAGAGCUGGAUCGCGUGCAUGGACGGGCUUGGGACGAUGUUGAUCAUUGA
This is a messenger RNA of Recurvomyces mirabilis, 1599 nucleotides long. It is a transcript of the gene URC1, whose product is annotated as putative GTP cyclohydrolase. NCBI's taxonomy places the organism in Eukaryota, Fungi, Ascomycota, Dothideomycetes, Mycosphaerellales, Teratosphaeriaceae. The transcript has 3 exons. Bases 1 to 1599 code for a protein of 532 amino acids. The record is from RefSeq and is a predicted model, not a curated record. Gene Ontology annotation, biological process: riboflavin biosynthetic process. Gene Ontology annotation, molecular function: GTP cyclohydrolase II activity.